AUGCCGAAAUAUUAUUGUGAUUAUUGUAAAUCGUAUUUGACACAUGAUACAUUGAGUGUUAGAAAAUCACAUUUACAAGGACGUAAUCAUAUCAAACUAUAUUGUGAUUAUUAUGAAUUGAAAGCAAAAGAGACAAAUUUAUGGAAUCCUCUGGAUGUGAUUUAUGACAUCACAUUAGAUAAAAUCAAUACUUAUGAAAACCUGUUAAAAAGUAGUAAACAUAAUAAUAGUACCGAUGUGGAUGCUAUGGAUAUAGAUAAAAAUAAUGAUACUAAUGAUAAACUGAUAAAUCAAAAUUUCGAUGAGAAUGAAGACGAUGAUGAUGAUGCGAUUUUCUUGCCUCCGCCACCGAGUCUAAUAGGAUUGCCAAAUCCUCCACCAGCUGUUUAUAAUAAUACGAAGCAAUAUCAAAAGGCUAUAUUUAAUCAUACACAUAAGAAGUCAGUAUGA
Molecule: messenger RNA, 450 nt
Organism: Candida tropicalis MYA-3404
Lineage: Eukaryota; Fungi; Ascomycota; Pichiomycetes; Serinales; Debaryomycetaceae
Exons: 1
Coding region: 1-450 (149 amino acids)
Biological process (GO): mRNA 5'-splice site recognition; spliceosomal snRNP assembly; mRNA splicing, via spliceosome
Cellular component (GO): U1 snRNP; nucleus
Molecular function (GO): zinc ion binding; pre-mRNA 5'-splice site binding
Source: RefSeq, a predicted model, not a curated record